Messenger RNA from Drosophila kikkawai, 622 nucleotides. RefSeq names its product glycine-rich protein 3. The record is from RefSeq and is a predicted model, not a curated record. NCBI's taxonomy places the organism in Eukaryota, Metazoa, Arthropoda, Insecta, Diptera, Drosophilidae.
CCCAGCUCGUUAGCCAGCACAUCCAGCAGCAGCAUCUCCGACGCAAAAGCCCUUCGCAGCAGCAUGAAGUUCUUGUGCAUAUUCAUGAUCCUGGCCCUCGGCCUCGUAAUGGGCACCUGGGCAGCCGUUUCGGAGCCCGAAUCGACGGAUGCCGUGGAGCCGCAGCAGCAGGAGAUUGGCCCCGUUGACGAGAAGAAGACGGAGAAGCGCGGUAUUUAUGGUUUUGGCUAUGGCCAUGGCGGCUACGGUGGAUACGGUGGCUAUGGUGGCUAUGGACAUGGUCACUAUGGCGGCUAUCCUUACUACGGCGGUGGCUUUGGAUACGUGCCCUACUACGGCGGACAUCAUGGCUACUAUCCGUAUCAUCACGGGCACUACGGCUUCUACUAGGGACAGCAACUCUCGCGAAUCAUCUUAUACUCAGUUUUUUUUUCGACCGAUUCACCUUCCUCGCUGCCCUGACAUGCCUAUAUGUAUAUUUUUUUUCGUGAACCAUUAUAAUUCCACCUUAAAAUAAAGUACAUGCCCUGAGAAUAGCUUAAACAUUAGCCUUUUUCUGACACUGACACAACCAUUGAAUAUCAAAUAUAUCAAUAUCUUUACGAUCUAGUUUAACUGAAUC